Messenger RNA from Penicillium bovifimosum, 699 nucleotides. RefSeq names its product putative 26S proteasome non-ATPase regulatory subunit Nas2. Gene Ontology annotation, biological process: proteasome regulatory particle assembly. The transcript is spliced from 4 exons. NCBI's taxonomy places the organism in Eukaryota, Fungi, Ascomycota, Eurotiomycetes, Eurotiales, Aspergillaceae. Gene Ontology annotation, cellular component: nucleus; cytoplasm. Gene Ontology annotation, molecular function: protein binding. The coding region runs from base 1 to 699 and encodes 232 amino acids. The record is from RefSeq and is a predicted model, not a curated record.
AUGGACGAUAAUAUCCACGCUCCAACUGUUGCCUCCGGACCUGCAUCCGGGGGUGCCCCUCGCGAUUUGUCCAAGCUGUCGAUGCCAGAUCUGAUGCAAGAGAAAGAACGCAUCGAGGCGGAAUUGUCAGCGCUAAGUAGCGUCCUCCAGUCGCAUGGAGUGCGCAUGACCUCAUCACUCACCACCUUCGAUGGUUUCCCGCGGGAUGAUAUCGACAUCGCGCAAGUCCGUACAACCCGUGUGCGCAUUAUCCACCUGCGAAAUGAUCACAAGGAGGUGAUGCGACUUAUCGAGAAAGGCGUCCACGCACAUUUCGCCAACCUACAAAAUACGCAAGCCACUGGCCCAACCACGAACGGCACAGACGUACCGGCAGUUGUACAGUCGACGACAAAUAGCACCACGUUGGGAACACCAUUUGCGAAGGUCAAUAGUGUGGUUCCGGAUAGUCCAGCCGCCCAGGCAGGACUGAAAGCUGGUGAUGCCAUUCGAAGCUUUGGGGAUGUCAAUUGGCUGAACCACGAGCGUCUUUCGAAAGUUGCGCAAGUAGUUCAACAGAACGAAGGGCGGCCAGUAUCAGUCAAGGUCAGUCGCAAGAAUGAGACUGGAUCCGAUACCACGGAGUUGGACAUUCAGCUCACCCCUCGGCAAAAUUGGGGUGGCCGUGGCAUGCUAGGAUGCCAUUUGGUGCCUUUAUAA